AUGCUGGCUGCGGGCCUGCUGCUGGCCAACGUGCCGGGGGAGGUGGUCGCCGCGUUCCCCAAGAGGUGGGGCGUGCAAAUGCGGGCGGCGGCGCUGGCCACCAUCUUCCUGCGGUGCGGCCUGGAGCUGGAGUUUGAGGCAGUCUUUGACGCCGGCCUCGCCACGGCGCUAUUUGGCAUGCCCUACACCCUGGCGCUGGCGAUGGGCUUCAUCCUCAAGGCCGUCGGCCCCGGGCUGGUGGUGCCCGCCAUGUUUGUGCUGCAAAAGGAGGGGUGGGGCGCCGACAAGGGCGUCCCCUCGACUGUGGUCAUUGCGGCAUCAUUUGAUGACAUCAUCGCCAUUACAGGCUUCUCAAUAUUCAUCAACAUCGCGAUCGCCGGUGGCCAGGACGCCGCUUGGCAGAUUGCCAGCGGACCGCUGCAGGUGGUUUUUGGCAUCUUGGCCGGGCUGCUGGCGGGCGGCCUGCUGGGCUGCACGCGGCUGCUGAACAACAAGUACAAGCGCUUGGGCGGCAUAUACGGCGCGGCUUUGUUGAUCAUGUUUUUCUUGGAGCACUUUGACAUGCUGUCAGGGGGCGCUCUGGGGUCACUGUGCGUGGGCCUGGUGACCUGCUACAUGUGGGAGAGGGGCGCCCCCAGGGCCGCUUCCAUGGGACCCAGUGACACAUACGCUCCAGACAUUGAGCGGGUCAUGGCCAAGGUGUGGAACUGGGUGAUGGAGCCUGUGCUGUUUGGCACCAUCGGCACCUCCAUCGUCUUCUCCAAACUGGAGCCGUCCACCAUAUCAAAGUCCGUCUGCAUCGUGCUGGCUGGCGUUACGCUGCGCAUCUGCUGCACGUUCCUGGUGAUGUUUGACGCCAAGUACACCUGGAGGGAGAGGGCCUUUUAUGCUAUGGCAUGGACGCCCAAGGCCACAGCCUCCCUGUCCGCGGUGCCCCUGGCGAUGAUCCAGGCGCUCACCGCCGGCCGCCCCGACCACGACGUCUGGCUGAGGUGGGGCCAGGAGAUCCUCACCACCGGUGUGUUUGCCAUCAUCAUCUGCGGCACGCUGGGCACGCUGAUGGUCUUCGUGAUGGCACCCAUACUGCUCAACAAGGAGGAGGCUCCGCCGCCGGUCGGGGGCGGCCGCAGCCUGGCGCGCAUCACGGCGAAGGCACAGUCGUUUGCAGGGCGCGGGGCACAGUCGUUCGCGGGGCGCGGGGCGCUGUCUGUCAUGGGGCGAGGGGCGCUGUCUGUUGUGGGGCGCCGCCAGCAUGGGCCGUCGAGGAUCAGCCUGGACGGCGGCCUGGGGAUGACGCGAGCCGCGACUCAGGGCACUUAUCAUGAAAGCCUGAGGGACGUCACCCUGAUUGAGGAUUACUUCGACGCCAUCGAGCAGCUGCUGGAGCUGGCGCGCGCCACGGCGCACCUGCUGCCGCCGGACGACCAGAGGGCGGCGCUUGAGCUGGCGGGCGGCAUAGCUGACCUGCAGGAGCGCAUCGAUCGCGAGGUCGGCCCCCGGGAGAUGACAGUCAGACAGAUGCUGGCAAGCGCUGCGCUGCGCUCCCGCCAGCCCGGACUGGGCGAUGGCCAGCUGCCAACCAACCAGCUGCCCGCCAUCCCGGCCUCGCCGCGCGUUGGCGGCAAAGACAGCGACUGCGGGGUCGACGGCUGCGCAGGCGGCGUCGACGGCGCGGGCGCGGUGAUCACCCUGAGGGAUGGCACUGCCGUCAAAGAGAGCGCGGCGCUGCAGCUGCGGCAGGGGGCCGCCGUCUCCGAUGACGAUCGGGGCGCGGCCGGCAGCGACGGCGGCUCGCAGAUCCCUGCAUACCGCGCGGGGGGUGGUGGCAGUGGCAGCGUGGGCGCUGUUGGCGCUGGCGUGGCACCUAGCGCACGGGGGGUGCACAGGGAUGGCCUGGAGGCCAGUGUGCCAAGGGGUGAUGCGGGUGAUGGAAGCGCAGGCGUGCCGGUGCAACCGACGUCGCCCGCCGCCACUGCCAGCGCCGGGGCCUGCAGUACGGGAGCCGCCUGCAGCAGUGCAGGUGGUGCAGCUUGA
Molecule: messenger RNA, 2034 nt
Organism: Monoraphidium neglectum
Lineage: Eukaryota; Viridiplantae; Chlorophyta; Chlorophyceae; Sphaeropleales; Selenastraceae
Exons: 12
Coding region: 1-2034 (677 amino acids)
Biological process (GO): proton transmembrane transport
Cellular component (GO): membrane
Molecular function (GO): antiporter activity
Source: RefSeq, a predicted model, not a curated record